AAGAUGCAGUCCAUGAUGGACCUACUCAUCUAUAAAGAGAUAGAACAUUAAAUACUCUUAUUCUAUUCUUAAUCACCUUCAUUUACGGAUCUUGAAUCUUCACAUUUCCAAACCCAAGAACCCUCACUCUCAAGCAAACUCAUAAUUCAAGAAUCAAGAUGCUAAGUUGUUAUAAUGAAGAAGAACAAGAACUGAAAAAUCAAGAAAUGAAAAAUCAAGAAACCCUAGAAACCCUAGAAAUCAAGAAAGAUGAGAAGUUUUUUACAAGAAUCAUGUCUAAAGAAACUUCAAUGGCGAAUUCUUCAUGUAGAGUCUAUUAUGGAGGUUCUUCUGGUUCGAUUCCAUUUACUUGGGAAUCAAGACCAGGUACUCCUAAACAUUCAUUUUCUCAUCAUGGUUCUAAUAUUCCGCCAUUAACUCCACCUCCUUCUUAUUACUCAAACUCAAAAUCAAGAUCCAUCAACAAAGAACAUCAUAAACCUAAUCUUUUUUACACUAUUUUGCCUAAACUUAUUCUAGCUAAGAAUAAAUCUUGUCAUGUAUCACAUUCAUCUUCAAUGUCUUCUUCUUCUACUACUACUACGACGAGGACAACCUCGUCAUCGUCUUGGUCAUCGUUCCGUUCAUCUCCGGCCACUGUUUUGAGCAAGAACUCGAAACUGAGUAAAAAUAAUUAUCCGUGUUUUGUUUGUUCGAGAUCGGCUAUGAUUCAUUGCGGAGUUGAUGAUGAUAUUGAUGAGUGUGAGCAUGGUUCAAGAUUAGGUUAUGGAGAUAAGAAUAAAGAUUUGAAUGGUUGCUAUAUAAUGAAGAAUAUGAAGAAUGUGUUGUUGUUCAUUUUAGGGCAUGGAAAUGGAUCAAGCAAAGCAAAUUUUUAAGGUGCUUUCUUAAUUAUUGAUAGAAGGGACAAGAAUGGAGCAUCAAGAUUUGGAGGGAAGAUAGCUAGGAAGUAGAGAAAGGCAUUGAUGAGAGAUAUAGAGCGACACUAAUAUUCUAUGUGCUCCCAUUAAUAUGUUUGCUUUGCCUUUA
Molecule: messenger RNA, 1026 nt
Organism: Mercurialis annua (annual mercury)
Lineage: Eukaryota; Viridiplantae; Streptophyta; Magnoliopsida; Malpighiales; Euphorbiaceae
Exons: 2
Coding region: 159-875 (238 amino acids)
Source: RefSeq, a predicted model, not a curated record